This is a messenger RNA of Peromyscus leucopus (white-footed mouse), 1750 nucleotides long. It is a transcript of the gene Rpp38, whose product is annotated as ribonuclease P/MRP subunit p38. Gene Ontology annotation, molecular function: ribonuclease P activity; ribonuclease P RNA binding. Lineage: Eukaryota; Metazoa; Chordata; Mammalia; Rodentia; Cricetidae. Gene Ontology annotation, biological process: tRNA 5'-leader removal. The record is from RefSeq and is a predicted model, not a curated record. Gene Ontology annotation, cellular component: nucleolar ribonuclease P complex; ribonuclease MRP complex; fibrillar center. The transcript has 2 exons. Bases 216 to 1055 code for a protein of 279 amino acids.
UGCGGCCCCGGAGCUUUGUCCCGCGCUUAGGGAUUCUGCAGCGGGACCUCCCGCUGUCACCAAGCUGCCCCUCAGGUCCCUUAGUGGGCGUGGCGUCAUGCAGGAGGCAGGCAGGCAGGGCUAGCCUUCUGCGCAGGCGCAGCGCAAGCGCACGUGGAGCCGGCGUUCGGACCCUCCGUGGUGGUGGAGUCGCUGGACUGAAUCGGGUUUUCAAGAUGGCCGCAGCCCCUCAAGCACCAAAGAGGGGAUCUAUUCGGAAGACUAGACCUCUGGUUGUAAAGACAUCACUGAACAACCCGUAUGUCAUUUCCUGGAGCACCUUGGAGAGAGAGGACAUACAUUUUAUAUUACAGACACUCGAAGACAAGUUUAAAUUGAUUGGCCUUCAGAAAAUUGAAGAUAAGAAAAAGAAAAAAACACCUUUGGUAAAAAAGCAAAGGUGCAGCCCUGAUGUUGAGACGAGUGAGGAUCUGAAAGAGGAGCAUGAUGGGAACCUGCAGGUGUCAGGCUGGACACCCAUACAUGUCAGAAAACAGCUGGUCAUUGGCGUUAAUGAAGUCACUAGAGCCCUGGAGAGGAAUGAACUGCUCCUGGUUCUAGUGUGCAAGUCCGUCAAGCCUGCCGUCAUCACCUCACACUUGAUUCAGCUGAGUAUAAGCAGAACUGUUCCUGCUUGUCAGGUUCCUCAGCUCAGCCAGAGAAUUGCUCCUGCCAUUGGCUUAAAAUGUGUGCUAGCCUUGGGCUUCAGAAAGAACACCACGGACUUCGCUGAGGAAGUAAGAGCCAUCAUUCCCAGGGUGCCCAGCUUACAUGUGCCAUGGCUUCAAGACAGAACCCAAGAUCUCAAAGACAAUUUAGAGACUGAAUCUUUGGAAAGCCAGGACAAAGAGAUUUUGGACACAUCAUUUGAUGACCUUACAAAACUUAAUAAAAGAAAGCUUGCUGAAGGUGGGCAGGCUUCUGUAACACUACAACCCCUUAAAAUAAAGAAACUUAUUCCCAACCCUAAUAAGAUAAGGAAACCACCCAAAAGUAAAAAAUCCAUUUCAAAGUAGUUUAUAUGAACUUGUCAUUUCAUGAAAGGAUAUGGUCUAAAUAAGCUUUAAAACAAAUAAAGUAGAGUAUGUUUACGUAUAUUCUUAGGAUCCUGCAUGGAGGUCUUCUUUCAGAAUGGCAAGUCUUUCUAACUGGGUGGGACAGAUAUGCUGAAACUUAAAACCAUGAAGUAGGGAAAACACUCAAAAACAAUGAUUAACAAAACCGAAGUUUAUUGAGACUAAUGUCCAUGCGUGUAUAAAUUCACUGCUUUCAAGGCUGGUACAAUGUUUGCUUGCAAGAACAUCAGUUUCCUACAGCACUUAACAUUUCUCUACCAAACUUGGAAAAUGGGCCACAGACAUGGUCUAAUAAGGUGGAUGAAACAACUAGAGAAGGUCCUAGUUGUAAGGGAGAGACACUAAAUGCUAAGCAGCACACUGUCUUCAAAAGCGGCAUACCAUUUUUACGUUGUAGUAAUUUGGCUUUGUAGGUAAGCAUUGACAGGCAUAGAGAAAGGCUUGACUGAUACAGAAAAAAAAAGCCUGAUAGGGUUAUUUCAAUAAGAAUUCCCUCCCUGCACAUCAAGUUCCUUGCAAUAUUGAACAUUAUCAAAAGUACAGUAGGGGUACAGCUCUGUGGUAGAACAUGUACUUAUUAGCACACAAUCCCUGGCUUGAUCCCCAGCACCAAAACAACACACACACACACACAC